Messenger RNA from Brassicogethes aeneus, 1529 nucleotides. Lineage: Eukaryota; Metazoa; Arthropoda; Insecta; Coleoptera; Nitidulidae. The record is from the annotation of a GenBank genome assembly.
AAGCGUCAAAAAUCGGCCAUAUUUUGUGUUCAUUUUAUCGUAAAUCUACUAAACUUUUAACAAAUAAGUGUCCAAUAUUUAAACAGUAAUAAGAAAAUCUUUUUUCACGUUUUAAAUCAGUUAUGGGAGAAGAUAAAAUGGAAAACAAGGAACGUGAAAGAAGUAGAGAAAGGGGUGGUGGUGGUGGUGAGCGUAGAAGACGUUCCAGAUCCAGAGAACACCGCAGGAGAUCCCGAUCUAAAAGCAGAGACCGCAGGAGGGCGGGAAGAAGCCGAUCAGGCUCGCCAAAACACAGAUCGGGUCAUUCAAGACGCAGGAAGCCUUCUCUGUACUGGGAUGUGCCCCCACCAGGCUUUGAACACAUUACCCCCCUGCAAUACAAAGCUAUGCAGGCUGCAGGUCAAAUUCCUGCCAACAUUGUGGCAGACACACCGCAGGCUGCUGUACCGGUGGUUGGCUCAACCAUCACCAGACAGGCUAGGCGUUUGUAUGUGGGUAACAUACCUUUCGGGGUGACGGAGGAGGAGAUGAUGGAGUAUUUUAACCAACAGAUGCAUUUAAGCGGCUUGGCUCAAGCAGCCGGCAAUCCGGUUUUGGCUUGCCAGAUUAAUCUUGAUAAAAAUUUUGCUUUCUUAGAGUUUAGGUCCAUUGAUGAAACCACACAAGCUAUGGCCUUUGAUGGCAUCAAUUUUAAAGGGCAAAGUUUAAAGAUCCGUCGUCCACAUGAUUACCAGCCGAUGCCAGGAAUGGCUGAAAGUACCAUAAGUGUACCAGCCGGGGUAAUCAGUACAGUGGUGCCAGAUUCACCACACAAAAUCUUCAUAGGUGGUCUGCCUAAUUACUUAAACGAGGACCAGGUCAAGGAGCUAUUAAUGUCAUUUGGACAGCUAAGAGCAUUCAAUCUCGUCAAGGACACGGCGUUUGGACUUAGCAAAGGCUAUGCCUUUGCCGAAUACAUUGACAUUACCAUGACAGAUCAGGCUAUCGCGGGUCUAAAUGGAAUGCAGCUUGGUGACAAAAGACUUAUCGUGCAGAGGGCCAGUGUUGGCGCUAAAAACACGACAGUAUUGCCAGCUGUUCAAAUACAAGUACCUGGUCUUAGUUUGGUAGGCGCUUCAGGGCCUCCAACUGAAGUUCUGUGUCUACUUAAUAUGGUAACACCAGAUGAACUUAAAGACGAAGAAGAAUACGAAGAUAUUCUUGAAGAUAUCAAAGAAGAAUGUAAUAAAUAUGGGGUUGUCAGAUCUAUUGAAAUCCCACGACCAAUUGAAGGAGUUGAAGUUCCAGGUUGUGGAAAGGUUUUUGUUGAAUUUAAUUCUGUCCUUGACUGUCAAAAAGCUCAACAAACAUUAACAGGAAGAAAAUUCAGCAACAGAGUUGUGGUCACUUCAUACUUUGAUCCCGAUAAGUAUCACAGAAGAGAAUUUUAGAUUUAAGCUUCAUUUUUACUAUUUUAUUGAUUAAAUAAUUGUAUUUUGUGCUUUCCUCAUGUUAUUUGUAGACUUACUGUAUGUGGUAUUAAAUACGUA